Messenger RNA from Haliotis rubra (blacklip abalone), 1613 nucleotides. RefSeq names its product flocculation protein FLO11-like. Bases 1 to 1371 code for a protein of 456 amino acids. The record is from RefSeq and is a predicted model, not a curated record. NCBI's taxonomy places the organism in Eukaryota, Metazoa, Mollusca, Gastropoda, Lepetellida, Haliotidae. The transcript is spliced from 6 exons.
AUGACCGCCACACGGGACACACUUAAGCGCAGUUACGUCCAUCAUAUACACACCGGCAUCCUUAACCUCCUGAUGACUGCCGCCACGCAGGACCUCCGCGCCAGGUACGUCCAUCGCCAUACACCACACCAUCCUAACCUCCUGAUGACCGCCACUUACCGGGACGUCUCAUCGCCACUAGCACCAAGAGACAAUGUCACUCUCCUCCUGGCCUGCGACCCUGGACAGUAUAUCACCAUAGAUGCCGUGUUGGUUGGGCCUCUAACCUCAGACUGUAAGGUCAGCAAGGAGUGCGGCAGCCCAUCAGCCAACAUCUCACAGCUGCCUGGAGUCAUCGCUUGUAACGGCCAAGGAAGUUGUAAUGCGUCGCUGCAGUUAGCCGUCACCUGUAACAACAGCUUCCGGUCAAAUUAUGCCGUGGAGAUACUUUACAGGUGUUUUCGAUCUUCCGCACACCCGAUUUCAUCAGAAGAAUCCACAACUGAAAGCACCAUGUCAUCAACAGAAAGAAACAUGUCACCGACAGAAUCCACGUCCGGAAGUACCUUGAAACCACCAGAAUCCACGUCCGGUCGUACCAUGUCACCAACAGAUUCCAUGACCGGAAUUACCUUGAAACCAACAGAGUCAAUGUCACCAACAGAUUCCAUGACCGGAAGUACCAAUUCACCAACAGAAUCCAUGACCGGACGUGCCAUAUCACCAACAGAUUUCAUGACCGGAAGUACCAUGUCACCAACAGAAUCCACGUCCGGAAGUACCUUGAAAUCAACAGAAUCCACGUCCGGAAGUACCAAAUCACCAACAGAGUCGACGACCGGAAGUACCUUAUUACCAACAGAAUCGAUGACCGGAAGUACCAUGAAACCAACAGAAUCCACGUCCGGAACUGCAAUGAAACCAACAGAAUCCACGUCCGGAAGUACCAUGUCGACAACAAAAUCUACAACAGAGUCCCGAACUAACGCUAGUGUCCACGGUGUUGUUGUAUUGCUGGUGUUGGUGGGUGUGAUGGUCUUCACUACACUGCUAGUGACCUGUCUCCUCUGUGUGUACAGGAAACCCUGGAAAAAGGACCAGUCUUCCAUCGUAUCGCCCAACACGUGCACACACUUAAACCACGCGAGUGCACCUGUCGUUGCCAACCUAUACUCUGAAAUGACCUCUGGAGACGAGAAUGUGGUGCAUAUGUCCAGUUUGGAGAACAUUGGGCAGAUGGCAGAUAGUGACCACUGGACUCCCCUCACUGUCCGCCAGGGACACAGUGCAGUGAAGUACAGUGUGAGUCGGGUGGAGAACGGUGAAGGAGGUUGUCCAGGAGACCGUGUGUACGCCCAACUGGACAUCCCCAGUGCACUACUGGGAGAUUGAGGUUGGGAAGGAGGACUCCUUCUGUGUUGUCCAUUCUCAGGUAAACCGUGAUGACGUCAUGCUACAGGAGCUGACCCUACAGAAGACAUCGCAGACACGCCACAUAGCAGAUUCACCCACAGAUCAUCCCCCACGUCAUCUUCGUACCUGUGAGAUGGGAUUUGCCGGAUCUGAUAGCGGAGACGUGUUCGAAGAAAGUUCAAUAUAUGAACCCCUCUCCGACUUUAACCGCCUUUCGGUAC